AUGGAGAAUCAAAGACCAGCUCCAGCCAGAAAGACACUUGGAGACUAUGCUAUGCAGCAAGGGCCAAGAUAUUUUUCUAACAUAGCAAUACCACCCACCACCAAAACUUUGGAGAUGAAGCCAGCCUUCCUCAGCUUGAUCAGUUCUCAUCAAUUCACUGGAAUGGAUAAUGAAGAUCCAUAUACUCACCUUUCUACAUUCUAUGAAUUGAUAGGAACCAUGGGCUUUCAAGAAGGAGAUCUUGAGCAUGUAUACAUGCGUUUGUUUCCUUUUUGUUUUGCAGGAAAAGCAAAGGAAUGGCUUAAGUCACAUCCAAAUCAGAGUUUGAACAGUUGGAAGGAUGUUGAGGAGAAAUUCUUGAACAGAUUCUUUCCACCAUCUCGCUACAUCAAAGCCAAAGCUGAUAUUUCAACGUUUAGGCAAGGACCAGAUGAGCCAUUCUGUGAAGCUUGGGAGUGGUUCAAUUCCUUAUUGAGGAAAUGCCCAAAUCACGAAUUUGAAGAUAUUGCUCAGCUGAACAUAUUUUGCAAUGGUAUGAGGCCUGACACCAAAAUGAUAUUGGAUGCAGCAAUAGGUGGAACAAUGAUGAGUGUAGAUGCGGAGCAAGCAACAAGAAUCAUUGAGGCAUUAGCAUCCACAGAUCAUCAAGCUCAGCAUAAUAGGCAAACUGUUCAAAGGAAAGGAGUGCUUGAUCUUAGUACUACAGAUGCAAUCUUAGCUCAGCAUAAAAUUCCGACUCAACAGAUUGAAGCACUGACGAAGCAGAUGUCUAAAUUACCAGAGCAGUUGCAAGUUGUGCAAUCCUCUCCCAGUCAACAACCCAUGAGAUGUGACUUCUGUGGAGGCGAUCAUCCAAAUGGUCAUUGUUCUUAUGAGAGUAGCUCACAAGGAGAAGUUCAAUAUGUGAGCAACCAAGGAAGACCAGGAAAUUUCUCCAACAAUAACAACUUUUCACAGGGGUGGAGAAACAAUCCAAAUCAGAAUUUUGGAUGGAAGCAAGAUGUUGGUCCUUCAAAGAGACAACCUCCUUAUCAACAGCAGCAACAACAUUAUCCUUCUGUGCAUGACAGAACAACUAAACUGGAGGAUACUCUAGAAAGUUUAUGCAAGCUUCUUUGA
This is a messenger RNA of Vigna unguiculata (cowpea), 1119 nucleotides long. Lineage: Eukaryota; Viridiplantae; Streptophyta; Magnoliopsida; Fabales; Fabaceae. The record is from RefSeq and is a predicted model, not a curated record.